Messenger RNA from Phalaenopsis equestris, 1630 nucleotides. Its product is annotated as cytochrome P450 CYP749A22-like. The record is from RefSeq and is a predicted model, not a curated record. Gene Ontology annotation, molecular function: heme binding; iron ion binding; monooxygenase activity. NCBI's taxonomy places the organism in Eukaryota, Viridiplantae, Streptophyta, Magnoliopsida, Asparagales, Orchidaceae. The coding region runs from base 45 to 1586 and encodes 513 amino acids. The transcript is spliced from 5 exons.
GAGCUCCUUUGUAAUCAAGCAAUUGAAUCUUCUUCCACAGACCUAUGGCUGAUCUUCAAGGAAUUAAUCUGAUGCUUCCUCUUCUUAGCCUCAUUCUCUUCCCAUAUAUAAUCUUCAAUUUUCUGCGAUUUCUCAAGAGGGGAUUUUUGGACCCAAUAAGGAUAACAAAGGCGAUGGAAGGUCAAGGAAUCAGAGGCCCUCCUUACAAGUUCUUCAAUGGAAGCACAGCAGAAGCCAACGAAUUGAUGGAGGAAUCCAUGAACAAGCCUAUGGAGCUGUCACAUAACAUAGUCCCCAGAGUCCAGCCUCACUUUCAUUCAUGGAUCAAACUUUAUGGAAGGAAUAUUCUUACUUGGUACGGGUCGACGCCGCGGCUGGUGGUGGGAGAAGCAGAGUUGGUGAAGGAGAUUCUGAGUGAUAGAGAAGGAGGAUUCCCAAAAUACGAGCCGCCGGUGUUCAUGAAGAAGCUGCUGGGUGAUGGGCUGGUGACUUCCGGCGGUCAGAAAUGGGUUAGGCAGAGAAAGUUGGCUACUCAUGCCUUCCGUUCUGAGAGCCUCAAGGGGAUGAUUCCAGCAAUUGUAGCUUCAGUUGAGUCCAUGCUGCAAAAAUUGGUUGAAUUUGAAGGAAAGGAGAUUGAUUUCUUCACAGAGUUCUGCAUCCUUACAUCAGAAAUCAUUUCAAGGACUGCUUUUGGGAGCAACUAUGUUGAAGGGAAGGAAAUAUUUAUCAAAAUAGAUGAACUAACAGCAAUUGCUGCGAGAAACUUUCAAGCAAUUCGGCUGCCUUUCUUCAGAAAGCUUGUGCCGAAUCAAGAUGACAAGGAAUCAGACAAGAUCGAGAAGGCCAUAAGGGAAUCUAUACUGAAACUCUUAUUGAGAAGGGAGGAGAAGAAGAAGAAUGGAGAAGCUGAAGGCUAUGGAGAUGACUUACUCGGAUCACUUAUGCGGGCGCAUUAUGAGGAUGAAAGAAUCACUCUUGAUGACAUUAUUGAUGAAUGCAAAACCUUCUAUUUUGCAGGUCAGGAAACCACUUCCAUUAUGCUUUCAUGGACCGCCCUUCUUCUGGCCAUUAACACCGAUUGGCAAGACAAGUUAAGAUCGGAGGUUUUGCAGCUUUUCGGAGAACGAAGCCUCGUUUCUGAAGAUUUUUCCUCCAUUGCUAAGCUUCGAAAGAUGACGAUGGUGAUCAACGAGGCGAUGAGGCUUUACCCACCUGUACUCAACAUAUUGAGAACAGUGGCGAAAGAUUGCAGAGUAGGCAAUGUUCUUCUCCCCAAAGGCAUGCAGAUACAGAUCUCACCGCUCGUAGUACACCAUGAUCGCAGCACAUGGGGUGAGGAUGCACAGCUCUUCUCGCCGGAAAGGUUCGCCACCACGGCGAGCGGCGGCGCCGCCUUCUUUCCCUUUGGCGUCGGUCCCCGCUUGUGUGUUGGGCAGGGAUUGGCGAUGUUGGAAGCCAAGCUUGCUUUAUCCAUGAUUCUGCAGAGGUAUUCCUUCAGUCUGUCACCAGCUUAUGUUCACUCCCCGGUCUCCCGACUCUCCUGCAGACCUCAGCAUGGAAUUCAAGUUGUGCUGCAGAAGCUGUAGCUGACGGGUAACAGAGCCGCAAAGAGAGAUUGAGGGUGAAGAAA